AUGCGUUUUCUAGGUUACAUUGUAGAUAAAGAAGGGUUACGUACUGAUCCCGAAAAAGUAUCAGCGAUUUUGAAUUUUGAACGUCCUAAAACCUUUAAAGAGUUGAAAAGAUUUAUUGGUAUUGCUAGUUGGUAUAAAAGAUUUGUUAAAAACUUUUCUGUUAUAGCGGCUCCUCUUCAUAGUCUAACAAAAGGGAAACAAAAGAAAUUUAUAUGGACAGAUGAAGCGGAAAAAGCAUUUGUUGCUUUAAAAACUUUCCUAACAUCAACACCUGUUAUAUCGUGUCCGGAUUUUAAAGAGCCAUUUAUAAUACAAUGCGACGCAUCAAAUAAAGGUAUAGGUGCUGUUUUAAGCCAAAAGAUUGACGGUUUAGAAAAACCAAUUGCAUAUCUAAGUAGAAAACUUAAUGACCGAGAACAGUUGUAUUCGACAUCUGAAAGGGAAUUAUUAAGUAUUGUUUAUGCUGUAGAAAAAUUUCGUCCAUAUGUAGAUGGAUCUCAUUUUACUGUAGUGACGGAUCAUAGUGCACUUAAAAUGAUUCAUAAAAUGAAAGAUCCCCAUGGUAAACUGGCAAGGUCGGCUAUGAAAUUACAAGCAUUCAGCUUCGAUAUAGUUCGAAUGUAG
Messenger RNA from Pieris macdunnoughi, 624 nucleotides. NCBI's taxonomy places the organism in Eukaryota, Metazoa, Arthropoda, Insecta, Lepidoptera, Pieridae. The record is from the annotation of a GenBank genome assembly.